Messenger RNA from Passer domesticus (house sparrow), 1214 nucleotides. It is a transcript of the gene ECHDC2, whose product is annotated as enoyl-CoA hydratase domain containing 2. Bases 255 to 1028 code for a protein of 257 amino acids. The transcript has 10 exons. Gene Ontology annotation, molecular function: catalytic activity. Lineage: Eukaryota; Metazoa; Chordata; Aves; Passeriformes; Passeridae. The record is from RefSeq and is a predicted model, not a curated record. Gene Ontology annotation, biological process: fatty acid beta-oxidation. Gene Ontology annotation, cellular component: mitochondrion.
GGCCCCGCUCCUGCUGGAACAGCCCGGCCUGCCGUGAGCGUGGCCCUGCGGUCCCAGCCGAGCGGGGGGGACAGUCCUGCCGAGUCCCGGGCGCUCUUUGUUUUGAUUUCAGUUGUGCCUUGAUACUUUUUUUCCAAGAAUGCUGCUGCAGAAUGAAUAGCUAGAUACUUUUUUUUCCUCUAAAGUUAUGUGUGCAUGCGACCCCAACGCAAGAAGUUCUGGUUUGCAUACUUUAGAUUUUUCUAACAGCAUUAAUGGGCAGUGAUAAAGGUAUUGCUGAAAUCCUAAUGAACCGACCCCACGCGAGAAAUUCACUGGGAAAAGUAUUUGUAAAUGAACUGUUUGGCGCCCUGGAGCAGCUCCGCUUCGAUGAGCAGGUGCGUGUGGUGGUGUUCAAGAGCCAGGUGAAAGGAGUGUUCUGUGCAGGAGCAGAUUUAAAGGAACGUGCACAGAUGGACGAUGCAGAAGUUGGAGAGUUUGUUAGAAGACUGAGAAAUCUUAUGGAUGAAAUAGCUGCCCUGCCCGUGCCCACGAUCGCGGCAAUCGAUGGCUACGCCCUGGGCGGCGGGCUGGAGCUGGCCCUGGCCUGCGACCUCCGAGUGGCAGCUUCAUCAGCUAAAAUGGGCCUUAUUGAGACCACACGAGGACUUCUGCCUGGAGCAGGUGGAACCCAACGCCUGCCCAGAUGUGUUGGAAUAGGUCUUGCAAAGGAACUCAUUUUCACUGGCAGACAGGUUGAUGGAGAACAGGCAGCCUCCAUGGGGCUGGUAAACCACUCAGUGCCACAGAACAGCGAGGGAGAUGCAGCCUACCAGAGAGCUUUGACUUUGGCUAAAGAAAUCCUGCCCCAGGCACCAUUUGCUGUGAAAAUGGGAAAACUGGCAAUAAACAAAGGAAUGGAGGUUGACAUUGCAUCAGGGAUGGCUAUUGAGGGGAUGUGUUAUGCCCAGAAUAUUCCCACCAAAGACCGCCAGGAAGGGAUGGCUGCCUUCAUGGAGAAGCGACCACCUCGGUUCACCGGCAAGUAACGCUUCCUGCUCCCCUUGAGUUUUGGGAGAUGGAGCAGGACUGAGGAGGAUCCACUGAUUUCUUAGGAUUAUUUUUAUCACACCAUUCUGUGCACUUAACUCCUUGCCUUGGACUGCAUUUCUAACUAUUCCAUUGGAUCAUUUUUCUGUACAAAUCUCCAAAUAAAGAUUUAACUUUGUACACCA